AUGAAUCAACUUCGCGACUCCAAACUGCUGAACUCUGAGCACAGCACCAUGGUUUCACUCAAAUUAAAAGACUAUCCUGAGGACGCAGCUGGUCUGCUCUGUCCGUUGUUGUUGAUUAAAGAAGAAACUCUCCCUGAACACCAGGAAUGGAAUCUGAGUGUUGACCAGGAGGACAUUAAAGAAGAAGAGAAGCUGUGGAUAAGUCAGCAAGGAGAGCAGCUUCAGCAGCUGGAGGAGGCAGAUCUCACCAAGUUUGGUUUCACUGCCGUCCCUGUGAAGAGUGAAAAUAACAAUGAAAAACCAGAGUCAUCACAGCUUCAUCAAAGCCGAAGUGAUGAGAGCACAGAGGCUGAGCCUGUAGGCAGCAGCUCAUCUGUACACAGAACACUGACAGCAGAAGCUGAUGGAGAGGACGAUGGAGGACCACAACCAGCCAGCAACUCAGGUCCAAACAGUCAUUUACAACCACAUACCAGUGGUAGGAGUUCAGACAGUUCUGGAAGUGACACUGAUGAUAGUUUUGACUGGGAACAGGCCAGAGAACUUGUUUCAUGUUUUAACUGUCAAAAAAAUACCAAUAUUGUUGAUUCAGGCAACACUGAUGAGAAACAACCUAAUUGCUCUAAAUAUGGAAAAGCAUCUGGUCACAUGAACACAGGACAAAAACCAUUUGUCUGUUUUGAGUGUGGUCGAAGAUUUGGGCUAAAGAGCACUCUGAAUAGACACAUGAUAAUUCAUACAGGACAAAAAGCAUUUGUCUGUUCUGAGUGUGGUCAAAGAUUUGGGCGAAAGAGCACUCUGAAUAACCACAUGAUAAUUCAUACGGGGCAAAAAGCAUUUGUCUGUUCUGAAUGUGGUCAAAGAUUUGGGCUAAAGAGCUACCUGAAAACACACAUGAUAAUUCAUACAGACAUGCAACCGUUGUUGGUGAUUAAAGAAGAAACUCUCCCUGAACACCAGGAAUGGAAUCUGAGUGUUGACCAGGAGGACAUUAAAGAAGAAGAGAAACUGUGGAUAAGUCAGCAGGGAGACCAGCUUCAGCAGCUGGAGGAGGCAGAUCUCACCAAGUUUGGUUUCACUGCCGUCCCUGUGAAAAGUGAAAAUGAUGAACAACCAGAGUCAUCACAGCUUUAUCAAAGCCGAAGUGAUGAGAGCACAGAGGCUGAGCCUGUAGCCAGCAGCUCAUCUGUACACAGAACACUGACAGCAGAAGCUGAUGGAGAGGAUGAUGGAGGACCACAACCAGCCAGCAACUCGGGUCCAAACAGUCAUUUACAACCAGAUACCAGUGACAGGAAUUCAGACAGUUCUGGAACUGAGACUGAUGACAGUUAUGACUGGAAACAGACCAGAGUACUUCAGUCAAGUUUUAACUGUCGGGAAAAUAUCAGUAUUGUUCAUUCAGGCAACACUGAUGAAAAGCAAUUUAAAGUCUCUAAAUAUGGAAAAGCAUCUGGUUUGGACAUAAGAGCUCCCUGA
This is a messenger RNA of Thalassophryne amazonica, 1479 nucleotides long. Its product is annotated as zinc finger protein 345-like. Bases 1 to 1479 code for a protein of 492 amino acids. Gene Ontology annotation, molecular function: RNA polymerase II cis-regulatory region sequence-specific DNA binding; DNA-binding transcription factor activity, RNA polymerase II-specific. NCBI's taxonomy places the organism in Eukaryota, Metazoa, Chordata, Actinopteri, Batrachoidiformes, Batrachoididae. The record is from RefSeq and is a predicted model, not a curated record. The transcript is spliced from 5 exons. Gene Ontology annotation, biological process: regulation of transcription by RNA polymerase II.